AUGGCGUGGUACAGCUAUGGCAAUAUGCUCAAUGCUUUGGCUGUUGUCAUCUCGGGCCUGUCAUACAAUCGCGACACAUUUGCAGAUUCCUUGGCAAUGCAGCAGAGUCAGAUGUACCAAGAGAAAAACUAUCAUAUCGCCUGGAUUGCAUCUGUUCGAGAAGAGAUGCGAGACUUUCUGACGAUCUUUGUUGGGAAGCUACAGAAUACUGGAGUGCUCAACACUCUACUCUUCGGAGUCUCAACAGGAUUUCUUUGCGAGGGUCAGCUGGAUAGUGAGGCCCCGGAUUCAUUGGCAUUUGCAUAUUAUAGUUCCUUAAUCACAAGCAUGUUGUACUUUGGUUGCUCCAUACUCUUCUGCUUUAUUGGGGUAGAAAGCGCUUAUGCUGAAAGUCGCAAGUUUCUCCUGAAGUUUGUGCCAGAUGUUCACGACGCUUACAACACUGACUACAUCACGAAGCUUCUCCAGUGGGAAGGCAAGGGCGAGGCAUUGCGCGUCCCUUUUGUGAUGGAGCCGCGUCGUCUGGCGGAGCAAAAGUCAAAAGCAGGGCGGGCCGAGCAUGCCUCGGGGAAAGAUGAUUUUUAUGAGCACUUCGAUGGCAUGAUGCACGACUUCAACGAACCGACGCAGGUCGAGUACCUCCCGAAAGGUGACAACACCCACUUCCGGCAAGGCAACAUCGGCACUACCACUGCCGACAGCGAUGAGGAGAGGGGUAAAGAGAUCGCACAGCAGGAGAUGAACUUUAACGAGAUCAUCGGGAAGUACAGCUUGCUUUGGGAACCAUGCUCGUUGGCAAGCCACGACACGAUGGUACUGGGCGUGUCCGCGCUGUGCCAAAGCUUUUCUUAUUACCUAUUCGGCUUCGACAUGGGUCGAUCAGUCUGGGACAGAGUGGGCAUGCAUAUUACCAUGACGAUUGCUGGCUUUGCAUUUGCGGGUCAACUGUCUCGGCUCUUGACAUCGAAGGCGGAGCUUGAAUUGGAGGGCCAGCAUGACAGAGGAGAAGAACGUUUCUGUUCAGGCAAGAUGAAGCACUGGGUCCUCAGGCUUCUUAUGAUGCUGGGGCCCGCUAUGGUGAUGACCGGUGUCCUUUGCGCUAACGGUGCCGUGCUGCUCCUGGGCUACGCAUUGCACGGAGCCCUGCCCGUCUACUUAGCAGCCUUUCUUUUCCUGUCAUUGCGAAGCUUGCCGCAGCGCCGUGGCUUGCCACCGCCGCACCCAGAGAAGUUGAAGCGAUUGCGAGGGAAGGGGUUUGGCGGCAACAAGGUCGAGGGUGAUCCUGGGCUUGAGGCGCGGGACUCUCCGGAGCCUAUGCUUCGACAGCUCCUCUUCGAGAGUGAAAAGAAAGCCAUCCAGACCGCCGUGUUCAUGAAGAGGCUCCUCCUGAAGAGCUACAUUGUGGCUAUCCUGCCCUGGUCUUGGCUGGCCGUGGGUGCCUGGCAGUCUGUGCCCAUGGCUCCGGCCAGCAGGGAUUCGGAGGUCGAUGCCGCCGAGGUGAACUUGACCUGGUCGUCCGAUGCCUUCUUCAGUGCCCAUGCCAUGAGCUGCUCGCAGGAUGGUCGUGUCUGGCUUGCCAGUGAAGAUGGAGUGUUUCAGAUCGCAAGUGGUGCAGAUGGCGGUGCAGUGGAGAGUGUCGAUUGUCCCGACCUGCCUGUGGAUGAGAGUGUGCGGGACAUCACUGUUCGGUGUUCUGAAUCAGGCUGCUGGCCGGUAGUUCUGGGAAAGAGCAGCAGGAUCUACAGCUGCCACCCCGAGCCCGAUGAGGCCCUUAUUCCCCUCACGGGUCUGUCGGGUGUGUCUGGCGUUGCGUUCGCAAACGAGGGCUUCUAUGUCCGAAAGAACGACAGAAUUCUGCAUAUUCCCAGCCGAAAGUCAGUGGCUCCUCCCCUCCCAGGCCUCGUUGGCUUCGACAUCCUUCCGAACGCUGAGGCAGACGACGUCUUCCUUUUCUCAGCAGACAAGGUGGCGCGAAGCACGCGAGCUCUUCUGCAAACGUGGGCGCUGCCUUCGAAAAUGCCUCCCUUGCGUGCUGCUUGCGCGAUUGACCGCUCCACAAUGCUGGCUGUGGUACAGGAUCCAAGUUCAGAGAACCAUCCGCGCCUCCUGCUGUUCCAAUUAAAGUAG
Symbiodinium natans is the source of this 2127-nucleotide messenger RNA. The record is from the annotation of a GenBank genome assembly. Lineage: Eukaryota; Dinophyceae; Suessiales; Symbiodiniaceae.